CAUUCCGUUGCAAAGACCUCAUAUUUCUUUUCCCCCUCCCUUUCGCUUUCAACGUUUUCUUUUCUUUUUAAACUUCUCUUUUUCUUGUGUCAUUUUUCUUUUUUUAUUUCGUUCCCUCCCCUUCCUUACUUUUUCCCCAUAUUUAUUCCCCCCCAUCCUCCCUCUCGAGGUCUUGUCGAGCACUUCCCAUUCUGUGCAACCCGCUCCCUCUCUGUUCAAUUUUUUUUUCCCCAUUAAACAAAAUCUCCCUUCUCUUCUUCGGUCAAUCCUCACCCAUCUAGGGUUGACUGACUAUUUGAUACCGCUGUGUGAUAUCUAUUACUAGAUAUUUAUUACUGGCCUUCCCCGUCCCUGAUCUUUUUUUUUUCCUUCUUCCCUUGGCCUUUCUUCCUCCCGACUCUUCAUCUUACCCGAUAACCCUCUUCCUCCCCACCGUGGAGGCUGGACAAGAUUCGCGAUUUAAGAUUGAUCUACCCCGAGCCACUCUGGGGUGUCACAGCUGGAUUUCGUUAAUGCCGUGCUUUGUUUCUCUUCCGCAUUCCCAUCCUUCGAUGCUCCACUAAUCACGUCGGAUCGCCUUCUCCAUUUGCGCAACAAGCACAUUCCUGUCGAUACCAGCUGCAAAUUUCACGACCCUUUCAACCACCCCCCUCCCCCUUGCUGCGUCCUAUCAUCCAAGCUCGCUCAACGCUCGUCUGAUUCAUCGGCUUCGUCCCCCCUGCCCACUUCCGCCUCGACUUCUCCACACGGCACAUGAGGGUGAUCUGCGAGAUUCGAGCUUCCUGGAGCAUGCACGGAGUGUAGUAACGUCGCGACGCACAUUGACAAUUACCAUCCACGGCUACCUACUGAGCAUUUUUACGCUGGCAAAAGAAAGGGAGAUCAUCCAUUUCUUGUCACCUUGCAUCUGCUCCCACUUGCCCUACUUCGCUGUUCAGCAUUUUUCGUUUUUUUUCGCUGUCCACCUUCCUCCCUUUCGCCAACCCCUUCGAUCCCUUGUACAGUUUGUACAGUGCCUGACCGCAUUACAACGUACACAGCGACAAAAAUAAAGGGAACCGACAACAUAAUUCUUUUCCCCCGCCCGAACCUCCAUCCCUUUUUGACUUGGAAUUUUCUUGUGUGUCUUCCGCACAGGUUCCUUGGUGAGUACCCAAUUUUUCUACUCGCACAUUUGGCGACGGUUCAGAAACUUGCUAAUCAUUUCCCUGGUUAUUGUGCAGUUGACUCUCUUUCGUCUACCUCGUGCCUCCUUCGGCGCCAUCUUAUCCUACCCUCUCGAAUCCGUUAAAAGUAAACUCGAGAUCCGAGCACAAAGACUGUCGAUCGUAUUCCAUAAAAUUGUCAAUCCUUGGACGAUUGCAAAGGUCCUACCGAUCUGGUCUGAGGAUCCAAUUACCUAUUGUUACCGCCCGUCCAAGCGACUGGUGGAAUGACCGUGAUGGCACAGAAUACAAGACCAGUACAUAAUGUGAGCUUUGGCAAUCCUGAAUGAAUCGGGUUUUUACCUUACUGACGGAUUUCCAUCAGGUGCGAUCGAACCGAACAUCCAACAUGAGCAAUGAUAGAACGCGAGCGACCGCCGCAAACAUGGGCCAAGGCUUCGGUAGUCAGUCGAGUUGGAAUAAUAUCUGGGGAGAUAAUUUGGGAGGUAAGAAUCGAUAUCAUCCUCGCUGGAUAAUCAGGGACUAAUGUGUUUGGCGCAGACCAACAUGUCGCAGACGGUGGAUUAGACGCUAAAGCAGGUUCGAGCUCUCUAUUGUCUUCCUCGGAGUCCGAUGUGUGGAAUGGUCGCCCCAAUCUUCCCUGGAGCACCAUGAAACCGGCGUCGGCUGGCUUAUCCAGAACGGCAAACACUGCCAUGACCACUUCCCCCAUCCAAACCCGAUCUUCUGAUCGAAGCGCAGCUGCUCUCCCAGAGACGGCCGAUGCGUCUUACUUCUCUCUGCAGAGGUCAUCUGGAGGAGCACCGAGCCACAAGGUUUAUCUGAACACCGGAUCGGAGGGAAUAUCCCCAUCUGGGGACGGGAUGUCUCUUGGAACCAUCGGUGGCUUCAGACCUGAAGGUAGACGUCACGCCAACACAUCCUCCGCUUUCGGAGGUAGUCCCGUCGGCAGCGGGUUUCCGAUGCGAAAUGGCCUGUCUAGUCCGCUUGACAACACAGCAUCCGACGGCAUGUCGGCCUCCAUGACGAUGUCCUCUCUUCCUCAGACGCUGCCUGAUACCGCUGCUCAGUCAUUGGGGCGCAAUGUAUAUGCACACGCCUCUUCCAACUCUGCUUCAUUUGCUCCCGCUAGACCACCUCACUCAUCGUUUCCCUCGUUCCACUCGGAGAGCCAAGGGUUCGAAGGGCGGUACGGUAGUCACUCCGUCGAUCUUAACGCCGGGCUCAACAAUCUGCAACUGAAUGAUAACAAUUUGGGGGCUCCCAGUGCUGGAAACCGGCCCGCUUAUAUGUCUCAUCCCUCCUUGGACGGCUCUCUUCAGCGACUCAGGUAUGCGACUUCGACUGACGAGAGCAACUACCCGGCUUAUGUAAAUGAAGCCCCGUCGGACCUGUCAUUGGCGUACUCAACGACGCGUACCCGAUUCGGCGACGGACCGAUCUCGCCUACCGAUUACGCCCGUAUGGAAAGCCCCUUCCACCCGACUUUGGACAAUGGACAACUCUCUGGCCCGCAUUAUCGAAAUGCCUCCGGGAGCCGCCUCUCCGACCACCAAACCGCGACAUACGACCGACGCUUGCGGGGAAUGGCCGCGGAACAGGAUCUUGCUGCGGCAAAUGUCAAUCCCCUGCAACGGAUGGCUUUUCACGGCGCGUAUGACGUUCAACGCUAUCAAAAUCCAGGACUUCAGGGAAUGCCUGCACUUUACGCCCCAGCAGCUCAUGUAAAUGCGGCGGCUCUUGCUUCUAGGGGCCUCCAAUCAGACACUGCUCAGGCGAACAGGAGUUCGGUGCUGGAAGAUUUCCGCAAUAAUAGCAAGGGGAACAAGCGCUACGAGCUGAAGGAUAUAUACGGUUAUGUUGUCGAAUUCAGUGGAGACCAGCAUGGAUCCCGGUUUAUCCAGCAAAAGCUCGAGACCGCGAACAGUGACGAAAAGGAGAUGGUGUUCCGGGAAAUCCAAAGCAACGCGCUGCAAUUGAUGACCGAUGUUUUUGGCAACUACGUCGUACAGAAACUUUUUGAACACGGCAACCAGACUCAGAAGAAGGUUCUAGCCAAUUCGAUGAAGGGGCAUAUCCUGAGCUUGUCUCUUCAGAUGUAUGGAUGUCGUGUCGUGCAAAAGGCAUUGGAACAUAUUCUUACCGAUCAACAAGCAACCAUGGUUAAGGAACUCGAAAACAAUGUUCUUCGCUGUGUUCGAGAUCAAAAUGGAAACCAUGUGGUUCAGAAAGCCAUCGAACGCGUGCCAUCAGAGCAUGUACACUUCAUAAUUGAUGCCUUCAUCGGCGGCGUGGAGAAACUUGCCACCCAUCCUUAUGGAUGCCGUGUCAUUCAGCGGAUGCUUGAACAUUGCAAGCAGGUGGACCGCGAGCAAAUUCUUUCGGAGUUGCAUGCCUGCACAACCAAACUUAUCCCCGACCAGUUCGGAAAUUAUGUGAUCCAACAUGUGAUCGAGCAUGGCGAGGAGAAAGAUCGUUCCGCCAUGAUUAACAUUGUCAUUUCGAACCUCAUGUCUCAUUCGAAGCAUAAGUUCGCCAGUAACGUGGUCGAAAAAAGUAUUGAAUUUGGCGAAGAAGGCCAACGCUGUCACAUCAUUAGUAUGCUCACGCAGAGCAACGACAGAUCCGAAAGUCCCCUGCCCGCACUGAUCCGUGAUCAGUAUGGCAACUAUGUUAUACAAAAGGUAUUGAGCAAGCUGAAAGGCGAAGAGAGGGAGACUCUCGCGGAGCAGAUUCGGCCCCUACUUGCCGGGCUGAAAAAAUACAGCUAUGGCAAGCAAAUUGCUGCCAUCGAAAAACUAGUAUAUCCUUCCGGUGGCGUUCCUCCCCCGGCCCAUGCCAGUCAUACCUCGUCAUCUACUACGCCCCCCAACUCGCACAAAUCCUCUCCUCAGCCGUCCAAGCGCUCUGUGAAUGGAUCCGAGAGCGGCCGGGGGCCGGUUGUCGGGGCGGCACCGCCUACACCACCUCCCACCGACACUCAAACCAAUGUCGACGGAUCGGUCGAACCCAAGAGUGUUGCCAAAAGCACCGUAGCUCCUUUGGCCGAGUCCGAGUCGGCUGAUGCCAUUCCGGCCACGUCGGUCAACACCAAUGGCACCACCUAAAUUCCAAAAGGCGAACGUCACACUCCUCUUUUUUGCUUCUCCUGUCCAAAUUUUUUAUGGCUUUUUAUUUAUCCUUUUUUCUUUACUAUCUUCCUUUCUCCCACACCACCCCUUCAACCAGUUCAUUUUUAAUCCAAGCGUAUACAUACAGGUCUUCUGAGGGGUAUGAGUCUUCGAGGUUAAUUACUUUUUUUUUUCUGCCUUUUUAUCUUUCACGGGCAUGACGGCGUAAAAAGCAAAGGGUAUCAUGGCGGGAGGAAAGGGGGUUUGCGAUAUCUAUACCUGCUCCUGUUGUUUUUCUUUUCUUUUCUUCUGUUUAUUUCUUUCAUAUCCCUAUCACUUUCCACCCUCCCUCCCCUUGUCUUGAAACCUUGCCUUUUUUAAUUUGUCAAUGGUUUCUCUUCAACGUUUUUGUCGGAAGGUUCAAUGUUACGAAAAUGAAGCCACGCCUCCCUAGUCGUUGAUCGUUCUGUUCUUUGCUUCUUGUUCAAAUUAUGAGGGUCGGCGUCUUGAUUGGUUGAACAAAGGAUACCGGGAUUCCACUCUUCUUUGACCUGCAGAGGUCGCAAAGAUUCGAGACCUUGGACAUAUGGGACGAAUCCGGAAUUAGGGAAAGAAAAUGGGAAUUGCUUGGAGCAUCUAGAAUGCUUUGUUUGCUUCCAAUCGGUAUACAGCCAAAUGAAUUCAGAACGCUGUCGUACCUUGCCCAAAUUGCUGUCGAUAGUUCCUCUUGCUUAGUACUGUGAACGAAUGAAUGUUAAUGUGAACUUGGGCGGACUCGAGAAUUUGAAGUGUAUGGAGUAGAGUAGUAGGAGAUAUUCUCGUGAUCUGUCUUAUCGGCAC
This is a messenger RNA of Aspergillus melleus, 5116 nucleotides long. It is a transcript of the gene PUF3, whose product is annotated as Pumilio-family RNA binding repeat-containing protein. The record is from RefSeq and is a predicted model, not a curated record. Gene Ontology annotation, cellular component: cytoplasm. Lineage: Eukaryota; Fungi; Ascomycota; Eurotiomycetes; Eurotiales; Aspergillaceae. The coding region runs from base 1817 to 4273 and encodes 818 amino acids. The transcript has 4 exons. Gene Ontology annotation, biological process: nuclear-transcribed mRNA catabolic process, deadenylation-dependent decay. Gene Ontology annotation, molecular function: mRNA 3'-UTR binding.